Entrophospora sp. SA101 is the source of this 3204-nucleotide messenger RNA. The record is from the annotation of a GenBank genome assembly. NCBI's taxonomy places the organism in Eukaryota, Fungi, Glomeromycota, Glomeromycetes, Entrophosporales, Entrophosporaceae.
AUGUCAAAGCCACAAAAUAAUUCUCAAAGACGUAAAUCUUUUGGGCAAUGGGACAAAACCAAUGUGGUGAAUGUCAAUCAAAAAUACUAUGUUAAUAAAAUUGAUAAAUACACGGAUGCUCAAAAGGAAACCUUUACUCGCUGGGUCAACAUUCAAUUACGCUCAAUUCACAGAUAUGAUUUUCUAAACUCUGAUAACAAUUCAUCAAAUGAAAGUUUAGUAGACAAACUUCCUGAAAUUAAAGAAAUUGAAAAAGAUUUCAGAGAUGGUACUAGAUUGAUUAAAUUGUUGGAAGUUAUUUAUGAAGGUGAUUCAGAAUUACCAAAACGUGAACGUGGUAAUACAAGACAUCAUCAUAUUGCAAAUGUUAGCAAUAUUUUAAAUUUUUUGAAAAAUCGUUUAGAUGAGUCGGGUCUGGCUGCUUUACAAGCAAUUGGACCUGUUGAUAUUGUUGAUGGUAAUGUAAAAUUGACAUUGGGUUUAAUUUGGCUGAUUAUUUCAAAAUUUCAUCAAAUGGUCAGUGUAUUUAAAGACGCGGUAACCGAAGAAGAGUUGGCAAUUGCUAAAGCUCAAUCUAGACUUUUAAAUGGUGGGCUUGGUGAUGUGAAAGAAAUAAAUGCAAUAAUGGAAGAUGAAGAUCAUGAAAAAUUGGAACAAAUUGAAAAAAAUUCAGAAGAAAAAGAAGAAAAAUCAAAUGACAACAAUAUUGAUAAUCAUCUUGGGGAAAAUCCAGUUAAUGUUGAUGAUAAUAGUUCAAUUAAUCAUUCAAAAAUAUUUCUAAAUCCAAGACAAAAUGUUAACAUCAUGAACAACUAUAAUAGAAAAAUGUCAUUACCAGAAAUAGCCAAUAAAGAUUUUCGACUUCCACCUAAAAGAUUUCGUACAUUACGUCUAAAUGAUUCUUCUGCAUCAUUAAGUUCUUCAUCCGGUCUAUUGUUUUGGUUAAACAUGCAACUUGUUGACUAUGCAUCUGUAUUACCUUCAAGUUCUUAUCCAAUUGAAGAUCUAACAGGUUUAAAUAAUGGUGUAUUAUUAUCUGCACUGAUUCACCAUAAAAAUCCGGAAUGGUUUGAAGAUUUUGAUCUAUUGGUUAAAGAUCCACCCAAUAAAGAUGAAUCUGCAAUAAAAGAAAGGCUACAAAAAUGUUUUAACAUAACAGAAGAAAAACUGGGCGUGGAACCACCAAAAGCUUUGAUCUCCAUAUUAAUUGAAAACAAUCAUCAAUUGAAUAAAGAACAGAUUAAUGCUAAAGCUGGUGUUGCGUGGAAUGCAUAUAUUUCAGAGGUUGAUGACAAUAUUAAUAAUAAUAUUUCUAUAUCUCCAACAGCAGUAGAAGCAACAACUUCGACUCAACCUAUUUUAUUUAAUGAACCACCAUUAGAAGAAAGAGACUCUCUAUAUUCAACUAAGAAAGGUUUAUCAAUGGCAUCUUCGCCAUUAUCACCAUUACCACCAUGGUCGCCUAAAAAAUUAUUGGUGAAUGCCGUAUGGGAUUGGGCUACGAAUUGGAUGACUGCUACUAGCAGUAAUUGUGAUUAUGAAGAAGAUAAUAAUAGAAAUUUAAUUGAUAAAAAUUUGAUUGGCAUUUGGAAUAUACAAAAUCAAGCAAACAUUAACUUCAAACCUACAACAACCGCCCUUGGAAAAAUAUCUAAAUUAAAAAUACAUGUUUUAUUGGAUUCUACCGUUUAUACUGCUGGUACAAACUUAUCCGGUAGACUGGUUGUAUCAAGUUUGUCUUCACGUUCAUUGAAAUUAGGUGAAAUUUCAGUUGAAUUGACAGCCUAUGAAGAAUUAACAACAAGAGAGUACACCGCUUCUCAAUCUUUCUUAUCAUCAAGAUUGGUUUUUCAAAGUUCCACUUUACCUCCCUCAAAUGCUGUAUAUGGUCCAAAAGAAGAUGGGUUUUGGACUGCUAAAAAAGGAAAAACGACCUUUCCUUUUGCCUUCAAAAUUCCAAUUGAUGCUCCAAGUUGUGUUACAUACGGAAAUAAUGCGUGUUUAAAAUAUAUAGUUACUGGUGUUGUUCAAUAUAAAGUCAAUAAUAAAGAAGAUUCAACUUUCAAGUCCAAAGAAGCAUUCGUCGUGGAAGCUUGGGAUAUUAAUAAUCCUAUAUAUAAACAACCUGUAGAAGGUAUGAAUAUGAGACAGUUAUGGUUGGGUGGAUCAGGUGCCAUUAUGUUGGAAGCAAGAUUGGUUGAAACGUUUUUUCAAAGUGGUGCCAAUAUCAGUGUACAAAUCAGAGUAAAAAACGAAACUAAAAGAAGAGUUCAGGGAAUUAAGGUUGCCAUCACUCAUAAACUUCAUAUACUUGCCAAUAAAACAAAAAAAGAACUUGACGAUGUUAAGGUUGUUGGCGAGACAGUCAAAGAAGAAUGGUACAAAAAUAAAGAUUUUUUAUUUGAUUGUGGUGAAGAUCGUAUUACCACUGUUCAUAUUGAUGUUCCGAAAAACGUAAGAACAAUAAGAAAUACUGCAUUGUUUGAAGUUGAUCUCAUUGUUUAUCUACCUGUAUUUAUUGCACAUUCUUCAUCAUCGCAACCACCACCAAUCGCUAAUAUCGAUAAGAAUGUUUUUCCAAAUCAUUAUAAUAUGAUUGAUGAAAAUGCUGAUUUUUUUGUCGAAGAUUUUAGAAAAGAUGACGACGAAGUUCUUGGUCAGGUAUCAUCACCUGUAAAUAUACCCUCUAAAAAAGGCAGCAGCGGAAUACUUCCAUGGUCAAAUGUUGAAAAUGAUGGUGUUGGGAAAAAUUCACCAAAAGCAUCAUCUCCUGGCUCUGUAUUUAUAUCUGCAAGCCCGAAAAAACUUGGUUCAUUCGCUUCAUCAAUAUUAAAUAUUGCUAAUAAACCUAAACAAAUGUCUCCUACAAGUCCUUCAAAAUUAAUUCACAAAUCCCCUCCAUUAGCUCCUGCUUCUCCUUAUGCAUAUAUACCAGCUUUUGAUCGUGUAAGAUAUUUAUCUUUCACUACUCAGGAACAAGGUCAAUUACAAAAUAGACCUUAUGAUAUUACACAACUAAAUCGAAAUCCUUCAUCGUCGAAAUUCGGAGGUUUUGGGAUUUUUAAUGAUCAAAUGUCUCCUCCUACUUCCGAAUAUGAAUUUAUUCCAUCACCGCCUGACCCUUCUUCUAAUAUUGAAAAAUGGCUCGAAAAUCAAAAUAAUGAUAGCUCACCUGAAUUUUCCAUAAUGAGGCUUCAAAAAUGA